CCGUAGUUUAAAUCCUCGCGACCUCUGACUUCAAACAAACUUCUCUACUUCCUGCUCGCUCUUCGGCUCUCAAAGGCUAUGAAAAGGCAAUGUUCUUAAAUCAAAACCAGUAUAUUUCGACUGAUUUGGAUUAAAUUGGAGCGCAAAAUGAGCUGGAUUCCUUUCAAACUCGGACAACCGAAGAAACAAAUCGUUUCAAAAACAGUUGAAAGAGACUUUGAGCGGGAAUAUGAGAAGCUCCAAAAGUUGGAAGAACAGACAAAGAAGCUUCACAAAGACAUGAAGAAAAGCACAGAGGCUGACUUAGCAAUGUCCAAAGCAGCUGUGAAGAUCUCAGGGGACUUGUUGGGUAAUCCACUGUGUGAGCAGGAUCAGGCCUUCUUGGAGUCUAUGACCGCUCUAGAUACAGCCAUGAAGAGAAUGGAUGCGUUCAAUCAGGAAAAGGUCAAUCAGAUUCAGAAGACUGUGAUCGACCCUUUGAAAAAGUACAGCAGUGUAUUUCCCAGUCUGAACAUGUCAGUGAAACGAAGGGAACAAGCUCUUCAAGAUUACAAGAGACUCCAGUCGAAAGUGGAGAAGUAUGAAGAAAAAGAGAAGACUGGGCCUAUCAUGGUCAAACUCCAUCAGUCCAGGGAAGAACUGAAGCCCGUCAGAGAAGAGUUUGAGGCCAAGAACAAGCAGCUUUUGGAUGAGAUGCCGAAGUUCUACAACAGUCGCAUCGACUACUUUCAGCCCAGCUUUGAGGCGCUGAUACGAGCUCAGGUUGCCUAUUUUACAGAGAUGCACACGAUCUUCACAGAACUGACCGAUCAGAUUGACCAGGGCGGGCUGACAGAUGAACAGAGAAAACAAGAGAACGAGUCCAAGCUGAACGAGCUGCGCUCUCUGUCCAUCGUGGCUGAUGACUGAUCUUGAAAACAAUCUGUGUCAUAUUCUCUGAUAUGUGACAAAGAUGUCUUCAUUUGUUGUUAAAGUGGACGUUUAAUGAUGUUUCUUUAAGACACGUCAAGCGGGGACGGAUUUUGUUACAUAUGUAUUUUUCUUUGUUUGUUUGGCCUGUUUUUAGAAGCUUGUUGUUUUUAAUCUUGUUCAUACAGAUGACGCAUGAAGGAACAGCUGAUGUCAUUUUUCUCAUGAAAUUGGUCGAUUCAGGAAGUCUUUGGAUCUUUUCCUCCUCAAGUUCCAUGUCUUGUUCAAAAAUUAGACCCUUUAGUCGAGUUAUUAUAUCACUACAGCUAAAGUUGACAUUCAGGCAGAUUAUAGAAAUACUUUACUGAAUAUCCUAAUAUUUUCUAAAUGUCAAGAGUUUAAAUGUUAAAACGUUUUUAAGUUGUUUUGUUGUCAUUAUAUGAAGGAAGUUUAGUUUGCUACUUGAGAUAUUUCCCCCCACCAUCUCUGGCUGUUUGUGUCAUCACAAAAUAAUGUAACACUGGAUCUUGCAGGUAAUUUAGACCUUUAAGGUUUUAGAAGAUGUAUUAAUGACAUGUGUAAAAUAUCAGUUAAGUAGAAUUGUCAAAACAGACAGAAAUCAUAUUUGUGUUACAACUUUUCAUUGCAUUAUACUCUGGCUCCCUCUACUGACCGAUAAAAGUCAUAUGACCGUGAUUUUAUUCUCAUCUCUGUUUGUAAACUAAUAAGGAAAGAUGUCUUUAUAAACACUAAUAGUUUAAAGCCAUAAUCCACAAGUACUGUUAAUAAUAUUUGCCAUUUUAGGACCAAUAAAUCAAGCCAUAUAUUUUAAUCAGUUUUGUUUUAACUAUCAAGAGGUAUCAAAAGCAAUACUGACAAAGUAUUUCUUUGUGGCAUUUCAUCAAGUUUAAGCUUCAUUGUUUUCACACUACUGGCUAUUAAUUUCUGACAUGGAGCAAAUAUUUAAAUUCAAGUGCCUUUGUUAAUUGUAUUGCCUGUUGUUGGUAGCCACACCAAGUUCAAGAGUUUUCAUCCCAGCAAGCACACAAACUCUUAACUAAACGUGUACCUUUAAUGAAUUGUCUGUCGUUUUGGAAAAACUGGUCUUCCCUAUUAAUAAGUGUAAGCUGUACUUUAUCUUUGUAUUUUGUUCUAACUUUAGCUCUGAUGAAUUAUUGUUAGAUUCUGAAUGUUUGGGAUUCUGUUCUACACAUUGAAAUCAUAGCCUGAUGUUUUAACAAAUGUGUUUAAUUCAAGUAUUUUUUUUGGUAGUAUGGAUUUCAAGGAUGAUUUUACUGCAAGACUAUUGUUUGUCAUAAAUAAACCUGUGUCAGAAUGUUGCAAACAUGA
Molecule: messenger RNA, 2259 nt
Organism: Triplophysa dalaica
Lineage: Eukaryota; Metazoa; Chordata; Actinopteri; Cypriniformes; Nemacheilidae
Gene: bin3
Product: bridging integrator 3
Exons: 9
Coding region: 148-909 (253 amino acids)
Biological process (GO): endocytosis; plasma membrane tubulation; actin cortical patch localization
Cellular component (GO): actin cortical patch; cytoplasm
Molecular function (GO): protein binding; lipid binding
Source: RefSeq, a predicted model, not a curated record